Didymella exigua CBS 183.55 is the source of this 3955-nucleotide messenger RNA. RefSeq lists its product as uncharacterized. Gene Ontology annotation, molecular function: histone acetyltransferase activity. Lineage: Eukaryota; Fungi; Ascomycota; Dothideomycetes; Pleosporales; Didymellaceae. Gene Ontology annotation, biological process: regulation of DNA-templated transcription. Bases 338 to 3670 code for a protein of 1110 amino acids. The record is from RefSeq and is a predicted model, not a curated record. The transcript has 5 exons.
CCCCGACCUCCACCAGCAGUGACGCCUUGGGUCAAGCAAAGCACCAUGCACGCACGCGUUGCAGACGGACUCUGAUUACUCACGCGGUCGCCCGGAGCCGCCGUUUCCUACGAGUCGCGAACAUCGCCCAGGAACGCCGACAGCGACACCCGUUCCGCCCGCGAGGCCGCCCGUCAACGCGCCGCAACACCACCACGACGCGCCGCAUCCACCCUGCAUGGUAGCGCUCUCGCUGCGACAACUGCUCAUGUGCCGAGCAGUCUAGGCUCGCCACUACAUCUGGAUUGCGACACUGGCGUAUCUCGUAUCCAAACUGGCAACCGCCGUCUCCCUCGCCAUGGCGGAGCCGGGCAGGCUGGCGGGCCAGACGGCUCCCAGCGUCGAGCCAGAAGAUAUCGACGCCGACGGAGACUACGAGAUGGACACUGUGCAGUACGAGCAGGAGCCUGCGGUUGCUGACACCCCAGGCGCAGACGGCCACACCACCGACGCAGAAGGCUCAGAGGUCGACGCCGAGGGCGAGGAAGUCGAUGACGAUGACGUCGAAGCAGUGGGCGCUGUCAAGGUGCGCGCAAGCGCCUCUUCAGACGACGACGACGACGACGAUGACGACCAUGACAAUGACCCAGACGCUGCCGCGGAAUCCGAAUCCGACGCCAAGACGUUCAGCGACGACGACGAAUCAGAAAGCUCAGACGAAGAGGAAGAGGUUCAGUAUCAAGACGAGAGCGAGGAAGAGGCAGAGGCUGGUGCUGCGAGAAGCGACCCUAACGUGUGCAUUUACUGCAACCAGUCCGAAGAAGACGAUCCAAGCCCGGAUUUCGAACCAUACCUUGCAUGCUCGGUGUGCGGCGAUCACUCACAUCGGCAGUGCGCCCGCGACGCUAACACGCUUAGCCCCGACGUUGGGCCUGAGAACGACGCAAAACACUGGCGCUGCAGUGCCUGUAUCCAGAACAACGUCCAUCAGGAGCAAGACACCGAGGAACAGGAGAAACGGAAGACUUCAGAAUCAAUCACUCGCCGCAGACUAUCAUCCGUUCCAAGGCUUGCUAGGGACUUGCUUCCUUCCGCUCGAGGUGUCGACCCCAGCGGUCACUCUAUCUUCAAGGAGUUGAUACUUCCCGACGAUGCACCUGAAGGCACGCGAUCUUUGCGGAAACGCAAAGCGUCACACGAUGAGGAAGUGGUAGCACUAGUGCCCUUACGGACGUACAGAAAGAAGCGGCGACCAUCCGAGGUCUCGAAAACGGAAGCAGCACCGUCAGCAGCACCGUCAGCAGCACCAUCAGCAGCACCAUCAGCAGCACCAUCAGCAGCACCGUCGUCUCCGGGGCCAUCUGUGAGGAAUGCCGUGACGGACGACGACACCGAUGAAGAUGCAGAGCACAAUGACACAGACCAAGAAGGAGCACGACUUCGCUCUUCGCGCGCACGCCGCUCGGCGAAGCCUCCGAGGAAGGACAAGAGACCUCUCGUGUGGAUCGAGGAGUCUCAAGGCCUUAGUCUCGUCGUUGCAUUCCACCUUAGCAAUGAAAAGGUCCAGAAGAUCGUCACACAGAAGCCGAAGAGGAAAGUCCUGACGCUUGAGCAAGAACGGCAAGAGCGGCGGCGAGAGCGAGACAGGGAACGACGUGAGCGAAAACGGCGAGCAAGAGAGGUGGCCAGAGAGUCUCCAGAGGUUGCUCAGUAUCCCUCAGCGCAGCAUCACUUCACUGCACCGUUUACUCUCGCCUUUACUGAAAAGGAGGACGGGAGCAAGAGCAAACCUUAUGGCGGCGUACUAUCAGAAGCUGACGCGGACACCUCCAAGACUUAUCCCUCGCAAGCGGACAGGAAACGCUUUGAAGAUGCCCGUGUCAAAGCUGAAGAAGCAUGGAAGGAGAAGCAGGCUGCUCUAUAUGCUCACCAUGAGCCUGUGAAAUCAUCAAAGCAGGCUGCUGCUGCCAGCAAGAUCAAGUGCGUCAACUUUGGCGGUUACGAGAUCGAAACCUGGCAUGCGGCGCCAUACCCCGAGGAGUACAGCAAGAACAGGGUCUUGUAUAUUUGCGAGUUUUGUCUCAAGUACAUGAACUCUGACUACGUCGCGUGGCGGCACAAGCUCAAGUGCCCAGCCAAACAUCCUCCUGGCGACGAGAUCUACCGCGACGGCAAAUACUCAUUCUUCGAAGUCGACGGCCGCAAGAACCCUGUAUAUUGCCAGAACCUCUGUCUUCUCGCCAAGCUGUUCUUGGGCUCCAAGACGCUCUACUAUGACGUGGAGCCUUUCCUCUUCUAUGUCAUGACAGAGAACAAUGACUACGGCUGUCAUUUUGUGGGCUACUUCUCAAAGGAAAAACGACCAAGCUCGCUCAACAACGUCUCAUGUAUCCUUGUGCUGCCGAUACACAUGCGCAAAGGCUACGGACAGUAUCUGAUCGAGUUCUCCUAUCUUCUCACCCGAGUAGAAAAGAAGACUGGAAGUCCGGAGAAACCGCUCAGUGACAUGGGUUUAGUCAGUUAUCGGAAGUACUGGCGGCUGCUGCUCUGCCAGGAGCUACUCGACCAGAAAGGGCCCAUCAGUGUCGCAGCAAUCUCCGAGCGCACUGGCAUGACACCUGACGACAUUGUGUCAGCUUUGGAAGGUUUGCGCGCCCUUGUACGUGAUCCCGUCACCAAGAAGUACGCUUUUCGUUUGGAUAUCAACUACUUCAAGUCUUACAUCGAGAAGUGUCAAGCGGCCGGCAACCCCACGGUCAAACCAGAGUGUCUCGUCUGGACGCCGUACGUCAUGGGCCGUUUUGGUCAGUAUGAGGACGGGCCCGCGUUACAGACAGUCCAGCAACGCGACGAGGUGGAGGAAGAAGACAAGCCUGAACCUGAAGGUGUGCAGAUGGAUGCUGUCGUCGCCAAAGCGAACGGUACGCCCCUCGAAGAAACAGGCCCGACUAUGAACGAGACCGACCCUGGCCCAGACGUCCCUCUUGACGACGCUGUGGACGAGGAUUCCCCAGCACCGCCAGGUACUGGCGCCGACACCCCACUCGCGAACGGGUCCACAAUAGCACUUGCAGGGUCUGCAAUCACGAGCAAUGGGCCUGUGAUACCACCUACACGGUAUGAGAUAUUCCCAGCGAUACCAGGCGCGGCCGUUGCGAAGAGACGACCCGGACGACCCUUCGGUGCGCGACGACGGACAGGCACGCCAAACCGAGUGCGCAGCACGCCACUCUCGAUGCACACCGAGCCCGUCUCAAGGAUGCAGCAUCUCUCUCCAAUAAGAUCACGUCGAGAUUCACCCUCCCGCCACGGCGCAAGGACACCCGCGACCGUCUCCGUCCGUCGCACACGCAGCAGGCUAGGCGAAAGCGUCACCAACGGCGACGACCUCGACGAAGGCGGUGAAGUCAAGGCCGUAGUCACGAAUGGCAGGAGAAGUACAAGGAGCUCCGCCAGCUCGGGCGGCAGCCCGCGAGUGCCCCCACGAGUGGUCAUCAACACGAACAGUAGGAGCAAGGGCAAGGUCAUGCCAGUUGAAGAAGAACAGGAAGAGCUCGAAGAUGUUGAUGCGGACGGCGACGCGGACGGCGACUACGACGAAGACGAGGACGCCGAGGGCGAGCCUGAUGAGGAAAUGGACGUCGAUGCCGAGGGCGAGGAAGACGAUGACAUCGUCAUGGGCGAGGUAUAGUGGGUCCACAGGCGUGCUGGGGUCAAAGCAUUGCUGGUCAGUGCUGGCCAUGCUGCGCCUCACACAGUGAGCUCGCAGAGUGCUCGACGCAGCGUCGGACCAGGACUUGAUUAUAUUUGUAGCCAGGCGUUUUGGGGCGUCCUUCGGCCCACCAGCUCUUUUGUUCGGCCGUGUGGGCUACACUGUAGCACUAGCUUCUUCGACUCGACACACGUAGGGAGAUACCUCGGGACUCGCACAGAGCAGGCGUUGGAUUCGAGAAUACACUAAUGCAUCACUACCGAC